Xyrauchen texanus (razorback sucker) is the source of this 1620-nucleotide messenger RNA. RefSeq names its product acid-sensing ion channel 4-A-like. Bases 1 to 1620 code for a protein of 539 amino acids. Gene Ontology annotation, cellular component: membrane. Gene Ontology annotation, molecular function: ligand-gated sodium channel activity. Gene Ontology annotation, biological process: sodium ion transmembrane transport. The transcript is spliced from 10 exons. The record is from RefSeq and is a predicted model, not a curated record. Lineage: Eukaryota; Metazoa; Chordata; Actinopteri; Cypriniformes; Catostomidae.
AUGCCGAUCGAAUUUGUUUGCAAAAUCAAAUUUGCAGAGGAGGAUGAGAAGCAAAAAGGCAACCAGGAUGGGGACAAGGAGAGCCUGAUUGAGGAGAGCUGCAGUCCACCAGCCAAGGACCUGGCCGGCUUUGCCAAUGCCUGCUCGCUCCAUGGAAUUAACCAUAUAUUUGUCUCAGGCCGGCUGGGAAUCAGACAGACGCUCUGGGCUCUGGUAUUCUUGGUGUCCCUGGCACUUUUUCUUUACCAGGCGGCAAAGUGUGCCAUCUCCUACCUGGAGCAUCCUCAUGUCACAGCGCUAAACGAGGAGGCCACCCCGGAAAUGGUGUUCCCUGCCGUUACCAUCUGCAACAUCAACCGCUUCCGCUUUUCCGCUCUUACCGAUGCCGACAUCUACCACCUGGCAAACCUGACUGGCUUGCCCCCCAAAAAUAAGGAUGGCCACAAGCCAACUGAUUUGGAGUAUCCGGCACCAGACAUGCAGGACAUCUUCAACCGAACAGGUCAUCAGCUGGAAGAGAUGCUGAAGAGCUGCAACUUCAGUGGGCAAAACUGCUCAGCUGAAGAUUUCUCUGUGGUUUAUACAAGAUACGGGAAAUGCUACACUUUCAAUGGAAACAAAACAACCUCCAGGAAGACGAAGCAAGGAGGGAUGGGAAACGGGCUGGAGAUCAUGUUGGACAUUCAACAGGAUGAAUAUCUGCCAAUCUGGAAGGAGACAAAUGAGACAUCUUUAGAGGCAGGAAUCCGUGUUCAGAUCCACAGUCAGGAAGAACCACCCUACAUCCAUCAGCUGGGCUUUGGAGUCUCUCCAGGAUUCCAGACCUUCGUUUCCUGUCAAGAGCAAAGAUUGACCUACCUGCCCCAGCCUUGGGGGAACUGCCGCUCCACCAGUGAGCAGAUGAUCCCGGGUUACGAUACCUACAGCAUCAGCGCAUGCCACCUGCGUUGUGAGACUCUUGAGGUGCUGCGUGAGUGCAAAUGCAGGAUGGUGCACAUGCCGGGGGAUGCCGAUAUCUGUACUCCCAGCAAAAUCAAAUGUGUGGACAAAGCACUUGCAUUGUUACAGAAAAGUUCAAGUGACGCAUGCUUCUGUGAAACUCCCUGCAACCUGACACGUUAUGGUAAGGAGCUUUCCAUGGUAAAAAUCCCCAGCAAAGGCUCUGCUCGCUACCUAUCAAGAAAAUACGACAAGUCAGAAGAGUACAUAAGAGACAACUUCCUGGUAUUGGACGUAUUCUUUGAAGCUCUAAAUUAUGAAACAAUAGAACAGAAAAAAGCAUAUGACGUUGCAGGAUUGUUAGGCGACAUUGGUGGGCAGAUGGGUCUUUUCAUAGGGGCCAGUGUUCUUACCAUCUUGGAGAUUCUGGACUAUGUAUAUGAGGUGAUCAAACACAGACUGGAGCGCUUUUUCAGGCCACAAAGAGAAGACAAGAAGCAAACCCAACAGCAGCAACAAGCCAGCACAGUCGCCACAGUAAACCUUGAGGAAAUGAAAGCUAAAGACUCUGGUGAGAUAAGUCGGAGCCACUCUGAGGGAGAUUACGCAAACACCAUCCUCCCAAAUCAUCAUCACCACCACCGUACUCACCAUCGAGUGUUUGAAGACUUUGCCUGCUAG